Messenger RNA from Brettanomyces bruxellensis, 297 nucleotides. RefSeq lists its product as uncharacterized. The transcript has a single exon. NCBI's taxonomy places the organism in Eukaryota, Fungi, Ascomycota, Pichiomycetes, Pichiales, Pichiaceae. The record is from RefSeq and is a predicted model, not a curated record. Bases 1 to 297 code for a protein of 98 amino acids.
AUGGCUCCAAGAUCUCAGAAGUUUAUUCUCCUUGUCAACUUCAAACAAGGAACCGUUAGGUCUGUGCAGCGCACUCCUAAAACCCCGCCAACUACUCCUGUCAACUCUGAUAAUCUUAAAUACUGCCCAGAUCAGGUUGUCGAGUCUGCUAUCAAACUUCUUGAUAGUAUCGAAAAGGCAAGUUCUAAGAAAGAAGGGUCUUCUAGUGCAAGCAAGGAAAGUGCAUCUAGAAAAAAGCGGUUUCUUCUGCGAAUCGUCAGGAAGCCUCACCUUAAGAUAGAGGCAUUCCAGGUCUGA